AUGCUUUCAUCUGGGGUGGAAUCUCUCCUUGAUUCUUUGGGGUCUGCUGGAAUAGAGGAGGGGUACCCUGGGCUGCCCAUGAGCAUCUCCACGGAACUUAUGGCUGUGUCAGAGCCUAAGGUUGGGUUAAGUGCAAAGUCUGGUGUGUCAGUGCCUGUGCUGGCACACAGCAGCGGUCUGUCAGUGGAGCAUCGCGCGACACCAAGAGUAGAGAACUUCAGCCAGGAUUUGCGUGAUGUGCUCCAGGUGAUUUCUCAUGGGCCAGCAGAAUCCCUUGGUGAAGAAUUAGUGAAGUCUGGAGACCUUGAAGAGGAUGAAAAAAGCAAAAAAAGGAACUUCAGGGGGCUAGACUUCUCUAGUGAGGGAUACCAGAGAGGUGGUGAAGAGGCACAAGAUGCUGAGGAGUAUCAUACUGAAUGCCACACUCGAGCUGCUGGGCGAAGCUUGGCAAAACAAGAGGACCCUCACUUAAACCAGCAUGAAUUUAAGUCUUUGGGAACCUGUUGCACAGAAGGAGUGGGAUCUCUGAAGAACACAGGAGAAAACCAAGCACGUGUUCAGAUGACAGCUGAAACUCUGCCAAAGCUCACUGAAGAAGUACAAGGUAUGAAGGCUGUUGGGACUAGGAUAUUUAGUAAAGCAGGAUACAGGAAUGACAGAGUGAGUAAAGGUCUUCCACCUUUGUGGCCAGAAGUCAUGGCCACAGCUGGGGUUUCAGAAACCAUCUUGUUAGAUUUUUCAGAGCCUUUGAAAGUCAUGGACAUUGAAUCAGCCACAGAGCAUCCACAAGAAACAAAUGAGUACAGUGGGUUGAAAUCCCAUACUGGCGUGCCAUUGGGAACAGGGGGUAACGUUGCAUCUGGUUUGGAGACUAGAGAAGAAGAGUUAUCCGGAGGAAAUCCUGAUAAUGAGUGCAGUAUAUCACUUGCUAAUUGCCAGACUUAUCAGCAGGGUGAAGAAAACAAUGCUCAUGACUUCUGCACAGGUCCUCAUAGGUUGCCAUCACUAGAAAGCUGUAGAACAUUCUCCACAAAAAAUUCCAAAGUUUUAUGUUUGGUUCUGAAAAGCAUCUGUCCUCAGGACUUCAGAAAUACACCACUAGAAAACAGUAGUACUGCAGCCCAUGGAAUUAGCAAUGAACCCCCCCAAAACAUGGAAACUCAGACUCACUAUGAUCAUGGAACUGGGUUUGGAGAAAAUCGAACCUCCACAUCUGUACCAACAGAGCAGAUCUCGGUGGUAAGGAGAAAAGAAUUAUCUAGCACUAAAUCUGAUACUAGGGAAGGAAUUGCUAGUGUAGGUAAAUCCUACAGCUCUGAAUUUGAAGAGGCAGCUGAAGGCUGGAGAAAAAUUGCUGUAGGACGUAAUGUUGACAUUUGUAGCUGUCCUGAAGGUCAAGAGGGUGCUAAUUCUGAGCAUUGUCAUUCUUCAGUUUUUAGUUCUGUUGCUUCAUCUCCUGAGGAGUUCUCAAAAGAAAGACUUAAAAUUGCCCCAUCAGAUGGUGAUAAGUUGAACAAGGACCAGUGGCAGUUCUUUGUCAGUGAUCUAUGCAAGGAUGAUAUGAAAGAAAAUAGCAUAUUGAUGGAAAGGAGCAACACUGCUUCCCAUGAAAUUGGACAGACAGACAUAUGCUUUUAUAAUCCCUCCAGUAAAAUUUCUCCUCCCAGUAGGCACAGCUGUCUGGAUAUUAGUACGAAGCUAGAAAAAGGUUCAUCUGAGGCACAACCACUUGAAAAGGAAUGUGAGAGUAAUACAACAGCAGAAGAGUUGCCUGGCAGUUUAGUUGAAGGUACAGAAGCUAAUAGUAAUGACAGUUUCUCCAGUGGCAAAGAAACUAAUUUGAUUUAUACACUAAAUGUAACUCUACCUCCUGUUCCACAAAAAUCAAGAGAACCUCAUCAUAAUGAGUGUCUUCCUUGUACUGCUAAUGAAUUUUCAAGCAGGGACAAGGCUCAUGAUAAUCUAUCUGGAAAAGAAUUAAUUGGUGCUUCUGGAGCAACAGGGGAGCAAGUCACUAAAACUGCGCUUGAUAAAGACAAUUUCAAGUCUUCAGUAAGUUCCAGGACUUCUGAGAACCCUAAUGUGACAAGCAAAAUUUCCCAAAAGAACAUGAAGUCUUCAGUGGGAAAUACACAGAGCGUGGUCACUAGUUUAGAAAAUGAACAUAGUGACAUGUGGAAUUGUAAUAAUCAGAGUAUGAAAGACCAGUGUACAGCUGCCAGUACUUCCUGUGUUUUAUCAGAGAGUACACCUGGAGAUGAUGUUCUCCUGAACAGUCAUUCCCUUAAUGUUGAGGUCAAUAAGAAGAUUGAGGAAAAUGAUAAUUUGGAAGGAGAAGCUUCAGCUUCAAAGGCACUCAUCUUUCCAAAAGCGCACUUCCCUUUGGCAUGUGAGUCUCUUCCUUGUGAAGAUGUCUGGGGCAACAGAGGGGUAGAUCUGUAUGGGAUAAAUGACAUUUCCACAGCAAAGUACACAUUUUGCUCAGCUUACACUGCAGAGAAGUCUGUUGCUACCUUGGUAAGAAAUGAGGUUCCAAAUAAGAAUAUGGAGGUUUUGAAACAAUUUGAUCUUUGUAAAGUAACAGAUGGCAGUGAAAUUGUUUGUGGCAGAGAUGAGGCAAAAGAACAAAUCGGCGUGUGUGCUCUCCAGACAGAUGAAUUUGAUAGAAUAAGAACUGUGGAUUCUUCAAAGGCUCCUAAAGGCGAUCAGAGAAAUAAAACUAGUGAACAGCUGUUAUUCAGAUAUUUGAACAAAAAACCCUUUGUUCAUAAUUUUGGAUUUUGCAACUCUCCAUUAGGCCCAAAGAAGAGAGAACUGGGCGUGUGUGAAGAGGAAGAAGUGUCAUCGCUCACAGCUAAUCCCUCCAAGUACAGCGCUUCAGUCUGUGGGACGUGUCCAAUACUCAGCAACAGGAAUAUUCAAGCAGAGAAGACCUUUCAUCCAAUGGAAGAUCAGUGUCUUGCAUGUCAGAGUGAGUUUGAUGGCCCGAUUCCAGGCAGCAAGCAACAUUUAGAAAGUUUAACUAAACCACCAAACCCUGGCUUACAAACUAUGGCUAGUUCUGUGGAAGAAACCAAAAUAUCAAUUGACUCUAGUCAGAGUAAAGAGAUAAUGUUAAAAACAGGUGACGACCUGCCUCCAGUAGCCCAUAAGCAUGCAAGAGAAGACAGUUUUCAAGGAACUCUGAAAGAGACUGUGAUGGAUUUGGACUCUUUAAAUGAUGAGAGGAAUGAACACCAUUCAGGAGACAUGAGCUUCAUCAGUGAUCUAACUGAAGAGAAGACAAUCAAACAAAAAGAACACAAGAACAGAUGUGAAAGAGAAGAUACUGGAAGUCUUGAACAAAGCUUUUCUGAUAGCAAAUCACACUGUGAGGGGCAUAGCAUGCUAAGUGUAAAAGACAUGGAUGUGAUCCAACCAAAAAGUACUCACUGUGGAGAGAAGUUUAAGAAUACAUAUGUAGAGGAGAAGAUAGGAAGAGAAGUAGCCUCUAAAAAGAACUUGCCCACAGAUUCUUUUCUUGAUGGAGAAGAUUGUCCAUGGGCCUUUUCAGAAGAUUCAAAAAAGCCUGGUAGCAAAACAGUCCCUCUCAGUACUGAGAAUUAUGGAAAGGUUUUGGAAGAAAACCCAAGAUCUAAUUUAAAUAAUCUUUCAAAAGAAAGAAAAAGUGAUACAAAGCUGACAAACUUAGCAGGUACCAGUCUCCUUUCAGAAACUCUGUGUGAUUGUCAAGCUGAAGCUGCGUCUGAUGCAGAAACUUCACCAGAAUUGCAGUGUAGUACAACACCCCCAUUUUAUCCACCUAUGAUUAUACUAUCAAACAGUUGCAAAGAAUUGCUCCCAAACUGUGUGGUUUGCAAUGAAGUAUGUGUGCCUUACAAAUUAAAUGCACAAAGCAAAGAUAAUGUAAAUUUGAUUAUAGAAGGCCAGGACACUACACCAACUCAUUCAGUUUGCAAGGAAAAUGAGGGUUCAGGUUCAGAGAGACUUGAUCAGAUAGAGAAAUGUCAGGUACCGAAACGAAAGAAAAAGUGUAAGAAGAUGAAAGAACAUCUGUCAGACAAUGCACAACAAGAACUGAAGUCAGAGUAUCAAGAGAAAGCAAAAAUCACCCUGCGACCAAGUAUGUUGCACAGUUCUGAACUCCUAUGCAGCUCUUCACAUGAGUUGGUGACAUCAAGAAAUACAAAGUUUGAAGGUACUUCAGAGGAGAUUUUUGCUGUUGGAAGCAGUGAACAUAAACUAUGUAGCACUUUACAAGAAGUCAAAAGGCCAAAGAUUACCACAGAUGUUAUUAGUUCACAGUUUUUGAAGACUCAGGAUUCAGAAAUGCAAAACCUGAACCUUAAUUUAGGGUAUGAUGGAAUCCCUGGUGCCUUUGGAACUACAAAUAAGCAAAGAGAACCUCUUCCAUUAAAGAGACAGCCUGGAAGGACAUGCAAAAAAGUUCCCACAUCAUAUCAGCCAGAAGUCGUAAGAAAAAGCAAAAAAAAUAGAAGUUCACCUUUUUUUGAGAUUCCCCCAGAAAUACUCCCUAAACAGGAAAACACACUUCUCAAGUCUUGGUACUUUCCAUGUAAACCACCAGCACUGGGUUCAGAAGCAGCCAUGAGGUGUGUGCAUAUGACAAGGCAGAGGGCCAAGAGGUACAGUUUGUUGAACAGCUUGAGACUUAGAAAAUGUACCAAAGAACCAGCACUGUUGAGCAAGCUGUCUGCCAUGGCCAGCCAGCUCCUGGCUCCUGCCGAGAGCAGCCAUAAGGUAGAACCUCUGUCACAUUCUGCUGAACUUCUUCCAGUCGGUGAGAGGUACAGCCAACGUAGGUAUAAGAAUCUAUUGGAAGCCUUUUCUUGCAUUAACAGGAACUUACACUCACGCUGGGCUGACAGUUGGUGCACCAAGAUGUUUAGCUUUCAGCCUUUGGCACUUUAUCCUGUAGAAUCUACCAAAAUACUUUUUUCAGACUUGAGCCACAAGCCUCCAACCUCUUUCUUGGAUACCACAGUUUUCCCAAUUUCUUUUCACAUAAAAUUGGACUCUAGUCCUGUGACAGACCUCACAGGGAUGACAUCCCAGCACUCUGUACAUCAUGGACCAGUUUUGGGAGAAAUGCCAGCACCGCCUUCACAGUGGACUUUCUCUUUUCUCCUGUCUCAGAGCUGUUCAGAUACAACAGCUUUCAAAGAAGAUUCCAGUCCAAAUAAUGAACUGCAUUCCUCUCUCUCUCUAACAACCCCAGGGGCUGUUGUCCUUCAUCGUGACCGGCGAAGAAAUGCCAUAGCUGAAAGAAGAGGCGGUUGCUCCAUGGCUGGCCUUCACACAGUGUUAGCAAUUUCUUCCCCUGGAUGCUACAGGAUUUGGACGAGAAGAAGAAACUUAACUAGUCAUAUUCCUACCAUCCAGAGACUAUUUAUAUCGCAGUUCACACAGGGUUUGAAAGGGGCAAGGUAUCCACCUUCUGUAUCAGAUGACCGCGUCUCUUCAUUGCCAUACUCACUGGGCAGGGUACUAUCCAUAUGGAGUCAGCAUCGUCCUUCUGCCUGGCCUUCCGAAAUCACUCCUCUCCAUUCCAAUGACUGCAAGUGGCAGCCAAGUGUGGGCAUCACAAACAGCUAUGCCAUCACACCGCACUUACCUAUACAGAGUAUGAAAGCACUACAGGCUGAAGGUCAUGAGAUGUGUCUGGAAACUUCAUUCCCUCUUCUGUUACCAAAGCCUUGCUCACGUCUGGAAUCAUCGCCAUCUCUCCCCAGGCUUUCAGCAUCUGGACUCCAGGCCCACGCCCUUGAUGAAGGUGAUAUUUCUGUUCCAGCCUGUCUUAGAUCCCAGGAUGACAAAGAACUGGAAAAAACUGAGCCAGAAAAGAGGCCAAAGAAAGUCUCACAAAUCCCAAUCAGGAAAACUGUUCCUAAGCCAGACCCUAACCUUACUCCAAUGGGACUACCCAAACCAAAAAGGCUUAAGAAGAAAGAAUUUAGUUUAGAAGAAAUUUACACAAACAAGAACUACAAGUCCCCUCCUCCAGCCAGGAGCUUGGAAACAAUCUUUGAAGAGCCCAAGGAGAAAAAUGGAUGCUUGAUCGCUGUCAGCCAGCAGAAGAGGAAGCGGAUUCUGGAGUUUCAGGACUUUACUCUUCCUCGGAAAAGGAAGAGACGAGGCAAAAUCAAAGCAGUGGGUAGUUUCACCCGGGCAAAAAAAGCUGCACUCCAGAGUGCAGAGUUAGAUGCUCUUCUGAGUCAGAAGCUAAUGGACCUUGACGCCUUCUUUGCAAACGAGGCUGAGCAAGAGCAGGCCUCUGAGGGAGCCAUUUAGCUGAAAAUGGUCCAGUCAGCUUGUUUAGUAUUUUAGUCCUUUUGGGAGAAACCUACUGACUUCUUCAUACGUUACUCUGCCACUCUGCUCUAAUAUCUGAUGAGCUGGUUUUGGCUGUGGCCCUCUUUAAGGUGCU
Molecule: messenger RNA, 6448 nt
Organism: Nestor notabilis (Kea)
Lineage: Eukaryota; Metazoa; Chordata; Aves; Psittaciformes; Psittacidae
Gene: PRR14L
Product: proline rich 14-like
Exons: 9
Coding region: 1-6312 (2103 amino acids)
Source: RefSeq, a predicted model, not a curated record